CAUUAUAAGGCCUAGAAAAUGGACGUGGAAAUGGAGUACUACAAACUACAAUUAAUUCUAAAGAAUUUUCAUUUUAAAGUUCUCUAAUUAUUACUAGCCAUGCCGAUCCGUAACAUUGCAAUUGGAAGGCCCGAAGAGGCUACUCAUCCAGAUGCUUUGAAGGCUGGAUUGGCUGAGUUUAUCUCCACCUUGAUUUUUGUUUUUGCUGGCCAAGGUUCCGGCAUAGCCUUUAAUAAGCUCACCAAUGACGGCGCUGCCACUCCAGCUGGUCUCAUCUCCGCCUCCAUCGCCCAUGCCUUUGCUCUUUUCGUUGCCGUCUCCGUUGGCGCUAACAUCUCCGGUGGCCAUGUUAACCCCGCUGUUACCUUUGGUGCCUUCGUUGGCGGUAACAUCACCCUUCUACGUGGUAUCAUCUACUGGAUUGCUCAACUCCUCGGAUCCGUUGUCGCUUGCUUGCUCCUUAAAUUCGUCACUGGCUUGCCCACCGGAAGCUUCGCUCUAUCAGCAGGAGUUGGUGAACUGAACGCCUUCGUUUUCGAGAUCGUCAUGACAUUCGGAUUGGUGUACACGGUGUACGCGACCGCAGUGGAUCCCAAGAAGGGCAGUUUGGGAACAAUUGCACCCAUCGCAAUCGGUUUCAUCGUCGGAGCCAACAUUUUGGCCGGUGGAGCAUUCACCGGAGCCUCCAUGAACCCCGCCGUCGCAUUCGGCCCAUCAGUCGUGAGCUGGUCAUGGGAAAGCCACUGGAUCUACUGGGCCGGGCCUUUGAUCGGUGGUGGCCUUGCUGGUCUCAUCUACGAAUUCAUCUUCAUCUCCAACUCCCACGAGCAACUCCCAACCACCGACUACUAAGUCAAGCACCACCACCACCCACGGCGGACGCGGCAGCGACGGCGGCCACUCUUUUCUUUUCUUUUUAAUCUGGUGUAUUUGGUUUUGUUAAGUUUCUUUUAUCGGAUGGGUUUGGUCGUGUCUCAUUUGUGAGCGUUGGAUCUUUACAUGAUUUGAUCAUCAUCAUCAUCUUUGUAGUCGUCGUUGAGUGCCGUGUCUGGACUCUGCGAUGAUUUGAUUGAAGAUGAAAGAAAAUCAGGGCCAGGUUGUAAUUUAUGUUAUUCUGCUCCUGUCUGUACGUGAUUUAUUUUUAAAGUCUUUUAUUUUUUUCUCCCUCUCUUUGUCCAUUUCGAUAAGUUUCCAAAUUUCAGAUUUUCUUUUUCCAACUCUUUAUUUUCUGAAAUAAUGCAGUAGGACCCUUUUCCUU
This is a messenger RNA of Cucumis sativus (cucumber), 1258 nucleotides long. Its product is annotated as aquaporin TIP1-1. The coding region runs from base 100 to 852 and encodes 250 amino acids. NCBI's taxonomy places the organism in Eukaryota, Viridiplantae, Streptophyta, Magnoliopsida, Cucurbitales, Cucurbitaceae. Gene Ontology annotation, cellular component: plant-type vacuole membrane. Gene Ontology annotation, molecular function: water channel activity. The record is from RefSeq and is a predicted model, not a curated record. The transcript has 2 exons. Gene Ontology annotation, biological process: transmembrane transport; water transport.